GUCUGAAAGCUGCGGAGGCUCACACAUUCAUGUGUGUGUGUUCAGUGGGUGUGUUCAGUGCGUGUAUUGAGUGUGUAUCACUGUGUGUGUGGUGAGUGGGAGGACUUUGUGUGACUCUCAGCAGGAAACGUGUAAAUCCUCCGGCACUCUCCGCUCGGUGCUCCUCGGUUUCGGUGGUUUUUCAGUUAUUAGUUGUUGUUGCUGUUUGUUUUUUUUACUCAUUUUUUGGGACCGAACUUCUGAGAUGGAGACUAAGUACUCAGAGCUGGAGUUGGCCCUCAACACGUUGGUCACCGAGUUUCACAAAGCUGCAGACAACGGACCGACCAUGAACACCACCCAGUUCCAGUCCAUGAUCUCCAGUCACAUGCCGGCAAUCGCCAAGACGGUGGAGAAUGAAGAAGGCCUGGGUAAGGUCCUGGAGCAGAUGGGCGUGCAGAGUGGCCAGAAUAUCUCCUUCGACAACUUCUGGAAGCUGAUCAACAACCAGGCCCUUCAGCUGUUCGGCACCAUGCACAAAGAGAAGGGCACCAAGUGCACCUGCCUGCUGCAGUGAGCCCUGAAGCCAAAACGCCACCACACCUGAGCCCAGAAACACCACCACACCUGCCGGCUUUCUCUGUGCAGACCACAGGGGGGCGCUGCAGGGUAACAGUGGGACAUGAGGACACAAAAAAAAGAAGAGUUCUAUCGGUGAUUUUCAAACUUUGUUUGCAUUAAAGACGAGUUACAUCCUGCAGUCUGUUUCAAACCCACUGAAAAUACGGAGGACCAAAGGUGACUUGUUGAAAAACAAACAGGCCAAAUGAAUAAACACAUUUGUAAAUGACAACAUGUGUUUAGGAAUAAAUAUAAUUUAAACUUUCAUAAAUGAAAAUGAUUUACAGAGCUAAGACGUUCUUGACCAAAUACAUCGCAAAAUAUAUGUAACACUGAAAAGUAACAAAUGAGUAAUAAUAUGUCCACAAAAUACUCAAGUAGUAAAUUGAUAAAUGAUGAUAAUAAUAAAAUAAUACAACAUGAAAUGGGGAAAACGGAUAAAAGGAGAAUUAUAGUCACUGUUCUGCUUGUAUGGAAGUUGAAGCCUGACUCAUUCAAACUCAUCUCGAAUCAUAAAAUACUGAAAUAAUAUUUUCAAGGUUCUCUAAAAUGAUGAACAAAGAGCAUGAAAAAGUGUUUAAAAUGAAUUAAAUUGUGUAUUUUUUCGUUUGUAUUUCAAAGUGUUUUAUAUGAGUUGUUUUUAUCAGCUGUAUUACUUUAUUUUCAUGAAGUCAGCUUUGGUCCUCCGUAGGUGGACUGUCACAAGUAGAGCAGAGGGAAAGGUCACCGAUAUGACUGCACUCUAACAAAAACACAAACAUGGAACAAGGAUGUUUUUAGCUAAUCAAUGUCUUUUUUAAUGUAAUCCUGGAGUUAACACAGUCUUAUAAAUUACUUCUCAUUUAGACUUCAUCUCUUAGCUGAAACUGUGAUGUUUUGUUUUUAACAUCAUUUAUAUUCACUCUGAAUGUUGCUAACAUGUUUUUAUUGACUGUAAACCAUCUGAUCAUCUCAAUGUUAAUAAACCUGUGACUGCUUUUAGUAU
This is a messenger RNA of Pelmatolapia mariae (spotted tilapia), 1585 nucleotides long. RefSeq lists its product as uncharacterized. The coding region runs from base 245 to 556 and encodes 103 amino acids. The record is from RefSeq and is a predicted model, not a curated record. The transcript has 3 exons. Lineage: Eukaryota; Metazoa; Chordata; Actinopteri; Cichliformes; Cichlidae.